AUGUUGGCAGCCCUGAACGACUACCGGGAGUUUCACUCGUCUCCGCCAUUAAAAUGGAGCGAUAAACUCGCAUCUUCUGCCGACAAGUUAGCGGCGGAGCUGAGCCGGCAACUAAAUUGCAACAUCCCGCUGUAUUAUCGCAACGAACUGGGAACCAACUACCUCUCCGCAGCCCUGGACGGGUUCAGCGAGGCGGUAGCGGCACAGUUCUGGUACGAGGGGCACACCGACUACGACUUUGAGAACGGUGGGCCAUUGAACCGGAACCCCAACGUGCUAUCGUUCACGCAACUGGUCUGGAAGUCGUCGCAGGAAGUGGGCUGCGGCGUCGCGUGCUGCGACGGCCGGCAGGUAGUGCUCAUCUGCCGGUUCAACCCGCCCGGCAACACCCAGGGCCACUUCACCAGCAACGUCCAGGAGAAGUUCGAACGGCUCAAUGAUGUCGUAAAAGAAGUACCAUACGAACUCUAG
Messenger RNA from Babesia bigemina, 471 nucleotides. Its product is annotated as SCP-like extracellular protein family protein, putative. Bases 1 to 471 code for a protein of 156 amino acids. The record is from RefSeq and is a predicted model, not a curated record. The transcript is spliced from 7 exons. NCBI's taxonomy places the organism in Eukaryota, Apicomplexa, Aconoidasida, Piroplasmida, Babesiidae.